AUGAAUGCCUUGAUUGAAUUACUUACUGCAUGUCUCAAUUAUAAUGAGAACGGCGCUGAUGAUAUGCAGCGUUAUCUAGUUCAACCGGCACAUUUUGAAUCGUUGUGGCGUCUUUACUUUGAUCCAUUGUUAAUUGAAACAGUAGUGGUUAGCCAAGAUCCACGCGCUAAAACUGAUGCUCCUGGUCAAACAGCUUAUUUAUCAAGACAACCGAUUACAGUGCGAUGGACAGACGGCCGCGAAGAUGUAUGCAGUGAUGGCAUAGUAAAUGUUCGCGAACGUAUCGAUAAUCUUGUUCAUCGAGCAUUGGGUAUCUGUGAUGGGAAAGAUCAAUUGAUGAGUUUACUUACCAGUAUACAAACAAGUCUAUUCAGAGCUGAUCAUGUCUUCUUAGCUUGGCAACGUCUAUAUCGUUAUGUCAAGGCCUUAGUUUACUUUGACGAGGAUAUUAGUGAAUAUCUUUUCGAACGUUUAUUUGAAGUUGAUAUGGUCGGAUAUGAGAAUCAACUAAAUAAAUUUAUACUUGAUCAUCUAUUUGAAAUAUGGCCAACGUUGCCGAAUGAGGAUCUAAUUAAAUCAAUGCGGUGUCGUAUUGUUCAACUUGUGCAAAUACUUAUUGAUCGCAAGACAAAUAAUUCAGAUGCACUCAUUGAACAAUUGACUGAACGUAUCUGCGCCAAUACACCAGCACAAAAUGUACGCGGUCAUCCAUGUUUCAUCUUACUUCUUAAUGAUUUACUGCCAAACUAUUAUAAAGAAGGUUUAACUGGAGCUAUUAAGAAAAUUGAUCAGAAUACGUUGAUGUGGUAUGUUGAUUUGAUGAUCGGUGAUAAAAAUACGAUCGAUGAUAGGAGUAGCCAUCGUUCAGCUCUGAUGUGUAUUUUGAAAUAUUUGAGCAUGUUUACCGAACAUAAUCUACUACAGCACUGGUUUGAUCUUUUGAUAAAUCAUCCUGCCGAUGCAAUAUGUUUUGAACUUAUCGAACAUUCUCUUUGUCCAACUACGACACUUGCAACUUACAUACAACAUAUCAAUGAAAUUCAAGUACAGCAAGUUCAUCGAUGUAUUCAAUUCGAGUUAGCCAAUCAAUAUAUUCCAACCUUAUUAACAAUACUUGAAUCAUUAGUUAAGAGUAUUCAAACACAAAAAUAUCUGUUUCGAUCAGAUGAUCUUCAUUGUAUCGUACAGUCGUGGUUAUCUAAGACUACUCUUCCGUCGAUCAUCAUUCGACUUAUUGAAUUACUCAUUGAUAUCGGCUAUUCAAAAUAUAACCAACACGGCAAAGAUAUUGCUAAAUUUUUUCUUAAUGAAUAUUCUUUUACAUUAAUUUCAACCAAUUUCGAAGGUCAUAGCCCUCUGGCUCAUAUUAUUUUAUUUAUUACUUCAAUUAAGAAUAGCGAUGAAAUGAACGCACUCGAUAUUAAUUUGAGUUCAGAACAACUUAUUCAGCUUUUAUUUAAAAGCAUUGAUGAAAUGACUGAUGAUGAUACUGGUUCAAGUGCGUUUCAUUUGCAUAGUCUCAGCGAAGAUAUUGUCAAGCCACGGUCACGUAGUACAUUGAUUCAACUACUCUCAUCGUUCAUUCCAGAUAUUAUGGGCCUAUUGGGUCGUACGAGUUUGUUAAAGAAAGCUGGCAUUAUUUUACUUGCUGAAAUUUUGGAUUUGUCAUCGAACGAACGUUCUGUAUUAAUGGAUAACGUUCAAAUUGAUUCAACUAUGGACGACACCAGUGAAUUCGGCAAUAACACUCAACAGCAACAACAGCAAAUAGUAUUCUUCAGUACUGCACAAUCGAAAGUAUCUGAUGUCGUUCGUAUAAAACAUCAAGAUUUUCUCAAUGGACGGGAACUUUUGAAAAGUUUAAACAGAAUCCAAUCGAACAAAAUUGAUCAGAUUCUACGUGCUCAUUUGCCUGAUAUGUCUUCAAAAACACUUAUCGUCAACGAUCAAGAACAACGAGAUCGACUUGUUCUAACUGAUACAGCACGCGAGAACGUAUCUAAAGUACUUGAAGUACUUCAUGAUCCAAUUCCGAUCCUACUUGAAGGUAGCACUGGUGUAGGCAAGAGUGCUAGUGUCAUGGAAGCAGCUCAUCAAUCGGGACAUAACCUUAUUCGUUACAACAUGUCGUCACGUGUUACAAUCGAUGAUCUACUUGGUAAAGUAGCACUCGCACUCGAUGAACUAUCUCAAACAACUCGAUUACAAUUUGUUGAUGGACCAUUUACAAUAGCAUUUGCACGCGGCUAUUGGAUAUUGUUUGAUGAACUCAAUCUUGCUCAAGAUACUGUACUCCAAGCUAUCGAAUCGGCUCUUGAUACGCGGCAAUUAAUCAUCCACAACAUGAGUUCAGCUCAACAAUCAGUGGUUGUUCAUCGAAUGCAUCCAGAUUUUCGAUUGUUCGCAACGCAAAAUCCAAAUACAGGCUUUUUCAAAGGCAAACGAGAAAAAUUAUCUCCAUCAUUUCUCAGCCGUUUUCGUCCACUUAUAUUCAAAGAAUUACCCGAUAGUGAAUGGCGUGAAAUUGUUAAAAAACGACUCUCUACCUUAAUGCCCGACCAAGCAGACGUAUUAGCCGAAUUAUUAGUAUCGAAUUUCAAUGCCAAUAUCAAAGCAGCAUUACAUGAUUCUACACAGACAUUGAUUGAGGCGGGUCCCUAUGCCGAAAUUUCAAUUCGUGAACUUCUCAAAUGGGUAGAAUUACUACUAUGCUGGCAAAAACAGAAUCCUCUGUGGUCUCAAGACACCACUAUUCGUGCUGCUUUACUUAGUUUUAGUGCUUGGUGUGUGUAUGGUGCCCGAUAUCGUGCUACAGGUCGUCGUCUCGUCGAGAAUAUCUUGACUGAUAAUGGUCGCGGUGGUUGGGGAUGUCCAGCCUUGAAAAACAUUAAAAUGAUUGUUAAUCAUGUUGAAAAAUGUGUGUAUUUUGAUGAUGUUCGUCAUCCGAUUCGAUUCGAAUUAGAUAUUAACGAUCCAAUAAAAGAAUGGGCAUCUAUGUUUUCUACAGCGAAUAUGGAAAUUGUUGAUUUUGAUUCAAAUCUAUGGAAUAUAGCUGUUCAAACACAUCUAAAAGUUCAUGAAGCCUUGAUGACUAAUGAAUUUAUUCGUUUACAUGGUAUCUAUCGAAUCGAUCAGUCUUGGCUCUGGGAUUGGAUCAUCUCAGCCGCUCAAUUAAAUAUUCUUGGAAAACGUAAAGAUUUUGUACUUCAUGGCUGUAAAAUGUACCAAUGCCGUUUUCGUCAUAGCAAAGCACAAGAAACAAUUCGGACGUGUUUCUAUGAAAUAUUCAAAAACUCGGAUUUGAAACAAAAGAUGAAUUUCGAUGACGUUUUUGUACGACCAGAAAUGCCUUAUGUACUCACUGAUCGAGUGUUAUCAACUCUCAAACAAGUAUGUUUCAAUAUGAAUAUCAAACAACCAAUACUUAUUACUGGUGCUGAAGGAUGUGGCAAAUCAGAACUUCUACUAACACUUGCCUCGUUUUGUGGUCAACGCGUACAUCAAUUGAAUAUAACUCCUGAAACAGAGCCAUCAGCUCUUGUUGGUCAACUUGUUCCAAACGACGAUAAAGAUGAAAGUGGCCCUAAUUAUGGUAAGACAUUGAUUUGGCAGAAUGGAUGUGUCACACAAGCUUAUACCAAUGGUCAAUGGGUACUUCUCGAUAAUCUUGGCACAGCUGAAUCAUCGGUACUCGAAAGGCUCAAUCCUGUUCUCGAACAGAAACCGAUGUUGAUAUUAACUGAAAAAGGUGAUGUUGAUGAACAAAUUAUGCAUGAGAAUUAUCAACUUGUGGCUACAAUGACACCACCUGAUACUCGACAGCAAUUACAAAUGAACUUGACUGGCUCAGGAAAUGAACUAUCGCCAGCACUCUACAAUCGUUUUGCUGUAAUCCAUAUGCAAGAUCUAACAUUUGAUAUUACUCAUGAUUCCGAUGAGUUGAAAAUGAUCGCCAAAGCACUACUGUCUGAUGAAUCUGAUGUCGAUCAUCAAUUGGUGAUUAAAUUAUGCGAAAUAAUUUUCUCAUUUUAUAAAAAUAAUACCAAGAACUUUCCAAAAUUUACUUUACGUAAUAUCAUUCGAUUACUCGAUAGUACUCAUCUUCUUCGUUUAAGAUUCAAAUCUACACUUGAUUUCAUCUCGAGCUUAUGGACAGCCUACAAUGUGACAAUUGCUAAUCAAAUUAAAGGCGCCGAACUUCGAACCGAAUUAAAUAAUCACGUUAAACGACUUCUUGAGACACAAAAGUCGCCAAUCAAACUGCAGCAACCAAAAUUUACCGAUUGGGUUAACGAAAGUAUGGAGCAUAUCUUAACUGAAAGUCGACUUAACUAUGCCAAUGCCAUAUUGGGUGCUGUUGCAUGUAAUAUUCCUCUGCUACUCGAAGGACCUGCAGCUGUCGGUAAAACAGCACUGAUUUCCUACUUAUGCAAACAUAUGAAACCACAGUCACUGAAUAAUCUUUCGAGCACGCCAAAUCGACUCGAACGAGUUAACAAUAACGAUACAACAACUAUUCAGGACUACCUCGGCGCAUUUUUACCUGUAAAUGAUGGUUUUGCUUUCCAGAAAGGAGCUCUCUAUAGAGCUAUGGAAAAUGGCUGGUGGUUUCUUGCAGAUGAAUUCAAUUUAGCCGAUCCAUCAGUCAUGAACAUGCUCUUCCCAUUACUUGAAGGAAAAAAUUCCAUCACUAUACCAUCAAGUGGUAAGAUAAUUAACGCCAAAUCUGGCUUUCAAUUUUUUGCAACUCAAAAUGAUGCUUCAUAUGCCAAUCGACACCAGCUACCAGUAUCAUUGCGUAAUCGUUUUCUUGAAGUACAAUUUGGUGAAUUUCCUGAGAAUGAAUUAUCAGAAAUUAUUAAAAAACGUGAUGAAAUUGGGAAAAAGAAACCAUCUUGUUUAACCAAUGCAUCGACUCAGCAACUAGCCAGUUUUUAUCAUCGAGUUGUUAAUACUCGAUCACGUAUUACAUUUCGUGAAUUAGUCAAAUGGCUUCAUCGACAUGCUCUGUUUUCUCCUCAAAAAGAUCUUUGGCCUAUUGUCGGUGCUUCACUGUUAGGUGCUAAAUACUCAUUGGAUUCUACAAUACGUGAAACACUUCUCAAUGAUCUUCAAUCAACAUGGCGACAAAUUUCUCUGUCACCAAACCCACAAAUCGAAAUUAAGGAAAUCAAUGGACAAGUUCGUUUUCGAGAAGGACCACUUUAUAUUGAUGUACCCAAUAUGACACUUGCCGAUAGUCUAGUACUCACAUCACCCGACAGUUUUCAUCGUUCACUUAUUCGUCUUUCUCUCGCCAUUUACGCAAAAGAACCUGUUCUUCUAAUCGGACCAACUUCAUGCAAAACAUUACUCGUAGAAACAUGGGCACGGCUUUCAAACCGAUCACUCGAACUCACUAAGGUACAUUUAACACCGGACACAGAAGCUAAUGAUCUAAUUGGCGAAAUUCAACCUUAUUCUUUUCUUGAUCUACUCAAACGAUUACCUAUAAUGGCUGAGCGAGUUUAUCUUCGAUUUAGAAGUCUUUGCCGACACCACAGUACAACAGGAGAAGUAGCAACUAGGGAUGAAAUAUUUGUCCAACCUAUCCUCGAUCUCAUUAACAAGCAACUUCCCGAAGCUAUACGACAAUUUGAAGUAGCUUACACACGUGAUGAAGACCGCCGAAAACAAAAGGAUGAACUUCAUGAUAACUUAACAGCAUUUCGUACGGAAGCCGAAGCAAUAUUAAUACCAUCCUCAUCUUCCGAGCUUCGUGGUGAUCAUGAGAACGAACCAGAGCCUACCACAAAUUUAGCAGGCCAUUCAUCUUCAUCGAGAUCAAUAGCGAAUACAUCGUUCUCAAGUUUUUAUCAAGUUGAUGAUUCUUACGAUCUUACCUAUCAACCAGAUAUGGAACCAACCUAUUCCGAGUCAGAUGAUUCAUAUAUAAUGAUCGAUGAUGGUUUUAGUAACUAUGGUGAGGACUUCAAUGUUCCACAAUUAACAACUCCAGCGAACACCACUACAUCAUUAACAUACGUUGAUGAUGGUUUUGAUCAACCAAUACCUACUUCAACAUCAGACAUUACAUCGACAGAACCUGUUUUUGAAUUAGAUGAUGGUUUCGAUGUGCUUAUUCAUGUAGAAAAAUCUGAAAUCGUAUCUGAACCGAAGAACAAAGUAAACAUAGAAUUACAAUCGAUUAUUCUCGAUGACGGCUUUUCGGAUGUGAUUAAUCCAAAUACAACCAUGGAACCAACAGUUCCACCCAUGAAAUCUCCGAAGUCACUCCACGAAACUGAAUUUCCCGAAUCACUAUCGAUUGCCAUUGACACCAUUCGUGAUCAUUUCAAAGCCAUGCUUCAACAUGCACAUUAUGCUUCGUUUACAACAAAAGAUAUGACAUUGCGUGAUUAUCAAUCGAAAUUUAUCGAUGUUUGGGACCGUUUAACAUCUCGUAAUUUUGAUCGAAGAAAACCAAUAUUUCUCUACAAUGAUGGGCCAGUAACUAUGACAGCAAAACAGGGCGGUAUUCUUUUUCUUGAAGAUCUCGAUCUGCCAAAUCAAGCAGUCAUUGAACGAUUGAAUUCGAUGCUCGAACCGACUCCUAGCUUUGCACUCACUGAAGAUAUAACAAGUCAUGCGGAGAAAGGUCAACUCGACAUAACACUAUCGAGUCAAUUUCAAAUCUUUGCCAGCGUUCAUCAAGAUCAAGUUCAUCAAGUACUUAAAUUAAGUCCAGCAACGCGUUCGCGUUUUACAGAGAUCUAUGUCCCAGCUUAUACUGAAAAAGAUCUUCAAACACUUGUGAAAACAGAAUUACUAAAAAGACACGUACAUCUCAAUCAAGUCGAUUCUAUUGUUGGCUUAAUGUUUUCAUUACGGCAAAAACUACGCGAUGAUUCAGAAUGGAAAUUAAACAAUGACAUUCAACUAUUGUUUCGUUGGACUGAUUUCAUUACAAGCCAUCAUACAUCGUUAUCACUUGUAAACCGUGUCUUUCUUGGUGCUCGUUUCUUCUAUUUCGAUCAAUUGCCUUUAUCACAGCAUGCUUUUCUGUUUGAAGAAUGGCGCAAAAGCUCAUUAAGAAACGAUCUGUAUCAUGAAUAUGAUGAUAUUUUCAAAGCGCCAACAGCGUUACAUGGUGCGAUAACUUUCGAAUUAAUUAAAGCUAAUGAAAUAAAUGAAGACGCACAGGUUCCAUUCGAUAUUGGGCCUGGAUAUAUAGCAUUACGUUAUACAGGCGUUCGAUAUUCCUAUGAAAAGAUUGAUGAACAGAAUCAAGGAAUGCAAUUAAACGAAUUACGUAAACGUUUCUAUUGCGUUCCAACAUCAACAAUGAUCAAUCAAAUUGCGCGCAUAUUCGCGGCAACUUCGUCAAACACACCAUUAUUACUCGAAGGUCCACCAGGAAUCGGAAAGACUCAAGUUGUUAUUCAAGUUUGUUCAUUACUUAACAAGCAAUGCGAACGAAUCAACUUAUCAGCAAAUACUUCGCUUGAUCAGUUGAUUGGUUGUAUUAUUCCUCGAUUUGUCAAUGGCAUACGUAUUUUUCAAUGGCAAGAAGGACGAGUUUUGUCAGCAAUCAAAGCUAACAAAUGGAUUCUUUUUGAUGAACUCAAUUUAGCUGCACCGGAAGUGCUGGAAGGUCUUACGCCACUAUUCUAUCGUGGUGCAACACAUUUUACUGUACCGACAACAGGCGAAAUAGUCGAAGUGAAAAAUAUUCGUCUAUUUGCUACGAUGAAUCCGUCAACAAUCGGUGGUGGCCGAAGUAAAUUACCCCGUUCAAUUAGUAAUCUAUUUAGUAUUGUUCAACUCGAUGAUUAUUCAGAAAAUGAAUUACGUAUGAUUCUUGUACGAUUAUUUGCUCAUGAUUUGAAAGAAAACAAUAUCAAUAUGGAUCAACUCGAUGCCUUAUUCGACACUCACAUAUCACUAAAAGUACUAGUACGACAAGGUAAUCUUGGACGAACAGGUGGCCCAUAUGAAUUAAACUUACGUGACCUUUCCAAAUUUCGUGAUGUAUUUCGUGGCUCUAUCGAAAGUCAAUUGUUUCAUUAUCAGCAUAUGAACACUGGUGAUGAUGAUAACGAAGAAAAUAGGACAAAAGAAGAGUUGAAUUCAAGUAUAGGCGCUUCUGAUGCGCGAUUUUUAUCGAUUCGCAAAUUUGCUCAAGUUGUUUACGCAUGUCAAUUUCAAGAUCAAAAUGAUUUCGUUCAAGCAUGCGAUUUGAUCAAUUCAAAAUUUCCGAUCAAUGCAGUUUUGAGUAAACUUGAAAAUGACUUUUCAAUUGAUACAAGUGUGGCCACUGUUGUACGUAUUGGUUCGAUUUAUGUAGGAGCUGGCCGAGAAGAACCAUCGCCAAUCGAUAUUGGUCUUAUUCAUACGAAGAAAACUGUUCGUCAAUUGGAAUUACUUGCUGCUGCAUGUCAAUCACGACGAGCUAUCCUUCUUGAAGGUGAUAUUUGUUCUCGUAAAUCGUCACUUGUGAUGGAACUUGCACGUUUAACCCGUAAUCGCCUCAUCAUUAUUCCACUACAUGAAAAUUUUGAAACAACAGAUUUAAUUGGUUCGUGGAGACCUAGUAGUGACCAUGAAUGCAAUAAUCCUCUAUUUAACAAAAUCGAUACUAUGUUCAAACAAGUGAUAAAAACCCUCUUUCUUCUUCUUAUGCCAUUGUUAUCAAAAGACAGUAAUGAACAUGUAUUCAACGAAUUUAAAGAUAUUCUUCUUAAACGAACAACUGUUCCAGGCGCAACUCGUUAUGAGACAAUUCCUUAUGAAAUCGAAGCUCUUAAAAAAACUGUUACACUAUUAACAACAUUGACUAAAAUCAGUCAAAUGUCUAAUGAAAUCAAACUACUUCUAUCAUGUUAUGCUCGUCAAUCUGAUUACUAUGUCAAUAAACUGGAACAUAUUCGUUUAAAUGAAAAACAAGAAAUUGGUUUCAUCUUCGUUGAAUCAGAAUUCGUUCAAGCUAUUCGCGAAGGUUGGUGGGUUCUUCUGGACAACAUCAAUAGUGCACCUUCUGAAGUACUUGAACGAUUAAAUUCUCUAACAGAAGAUAAUCCAAUGUUAUCGUUAUAUGAAAAUUCUGAUGGUCAAGUUUUAACACAAUCCGAUGGAAUAAAUCCAAAUUUUCGUCUGUUUACAACAGCCAAUCUCAAUCGAAUCUAUUCAAAUAAACUUUCAUCGGCGUUUCUUAAUCGAGUCAUACGUAUUUGUUUGCCACCCAUUGAUCAAUGGGAUAUGGCAAACGGAAAUGAUCCGACUAGUAGUGAUUUGUAUGAAUUAAUUGCCACACAAUUAUCAACAAUUCCAGCUGGUAAACAAUUGACGCAUUUAUUAAUUUUGAUGCAUCUCAAUGUUAAACAAUAUGUAAAAGAUGGCCGUUUAACUUAUCCGAGUGAUUUUCUUGUUACUUAUCGCCUUCUUGAACAAUGCAUUCGUACUUUACGUUAUUUGGUUGAUCAAAAUAUCAAUCCAGUUGACGCUUGCUAUUGGUCGUUAUUGCGAUCCUAUUGUUCAUCAUUGAAAGAUUUAUCAGAAUAUCAAUUUUAUCUUGAAAAACUUCAACAAACAAUCGAUAGUCUUCAUCUUUGCUCGACAUCAACAAUUUAUUCAACACCAGCAGAUCCAUGUGAUGAGAAGCAGCCACUUUGGCUUCAACAAACACAACCGAUUCGUUCUCAUUUUAUUCAAUUUGAACGAUAUCUUAUUGAAUUAAUCUUAAAUUUGAUUCAAUUACUUGUUAAUAAUGAAAAAUUGAAUAAACUAACGCGAGAUCUGCUCAUAUUAUUUAUCGAUAAUAUUCUUCUAUUGAUGACACCUACCGAUGCGCAACUCAUUCAACUCAAACAAAUAUUGACUAAUGAGAAUGAUAAUCAAUUGAAUUUAUCAAAAAUUUUACUUGAAUUAAUACAGCAUAAACAAAUCACGCCUCGUUCAGAAGUGCAACGAUCGAUGAAUAUUGCAACUUUCAUUCAAGAAUUUCUCACAAACGAAUCAUCGUCAUUCGAAUUACUAUGUCUUGAAUUGACUGAUCUAUUAGAACAUUUCAUUGGUCAAACAUCUUUUAGUGACACGCAUGAGCGCUUAUCAUUUAUUCAACGAACCAUUUCAAUUAUUGAAACAUUUAAUCAAUUUUUCACUUCUUCUAUAUUUGGUUUAUUCAAUCGAGAGACUCAACUAACAAAUCUAUGUUCACACAUGACUAAAUAUCUUCGACCUCUCUUAUCAUUCAAAGACAAAUGUUCAACCUUCGAACUCUUUCAUGAUCCAUCAUUCCUAGAAGCUAAGCAACAAUUUCGUACGCAUAUGUUUACCAAUUUCGAUAGCGGCCUUAUUUGGUCAUUUGAACGCGCACAAACAUUUCCGAUUCGAACAUCAAGAAAAGAUCUUCGGAAAUUGGUCGAGUUCAUUCGAAAAGAUCAAUCAAAAUCGAAUCUCGAGCCAAUACAGUAUUUUUCGACACUUUUAGAAUGGAUAGGUCUUCGAUGGACAUUUGAUGAAUAUUUAUCGCCUAGUGUUCGACAAGUUUUACAACGAAAUGUUUGUAUAACACAUGAUUUCAUCGUUGAAUGUGAAGUGAAAUUUUGUUGUUGGGAAUUAUGUAAGAUUCUAUCAACAAUGAUUCUACAAGUUAUUCAGGAAUUUCCGCUAGAAUCAAGCACAAUGAACAACGACUAUUUACGAUUAAAGAAAGAUUUUGCAACAAAACAAAAUGAAUUGGACAAAUGCGAAGAAAAUGUUCAACAAUUUAGAAAUCGUGUUGAAAGCUUGUCUCAAGAAAAUUUACAAACAGAUAACACACAUACAAUGCCGGCAACAGAAAGUCACUUGAUAAAUACUCGAGCUCGACUGCAGCGUAAUGUUUCUUUAUUCCGUGCAGAAGACAAUGAUCAGCAAGUGCGAUUCGAAGAAGCAACUCGGGAAUUAUCUCAACGAAGAACCGAAGUAAAUCAAUUGUUUGACCAAUUAUCUCGUGUUGAAAAGUCUCGAACAGCUGCAAUUGAUAAAGCAUUAGCUUCACGCUCAAAAUUUUCUGAAGAAAUGCAAAAACUACGAACAUCUACUGCUUUUCAGUUUGUUCAUGAUCGAUUCGAACAAUCGGAUGCGAAGCGAUUUAAUGAAUUUUGUCAAAUCCUACUCAACGCCCAUCGAAACCCCAGUUUAAUCAACCUCGAUGGUCAACUCGAUCUGCGCGCCGUUCUUGCAACACCUUUCGGUCGUCAAUUAAUUGAACACGAUGACAUACUUGAAGCGCCAUUAAUACUUUUUCUAUGCGGAUUUUUUACCUAUCCACGUUUCUAUCAUGGCCACCGAUUGCAUAUUAUCUCUGAUUGGAAACAUUUUCAAAAUCAACUUGAUAUUCGUACAAUUAAUUCACUAGAUUUAAUUAUAUAUUGUCCUAGUAAACAACCGUUCAAUUGCUGUCUUCUUUCGAUUAAAAAUGAAUCCCGUUCAAUAUCAAUUCAUAUGUUUAGUUUACAACAAAAUAUUGACAUUUAUGAACUAAACGAUAUUUUAACAGACAACUUACCGGAAGGAAUUAAAAUUACUAUUUUGCAAGAACAAUUUCCUUAUAUCGAUGGAACUCUAUCGGACAAUGAUCCAAAAGCAUUUGGAUUUGGAUGUCUUUUAUAUUUACAUGAACCAACAAAUAUGGCAACAAAAAUAACGACAAAUGAUAUUUAUGAUCAAACAACAAUAAUUUACAAUCAACUUAAACAAUUUGUCAAGCAUAACACAUUCGAACGAAAACCAUUGCCAGCCUUCAUCCACCAACAAAUCAUUCGAAUGGAAUCAGAAUUCGAAGCUCUUACUAGAGGAAAUCUAAAUAGCGAUGAUGUUUGGCUGACAGUUAUUCAGCAAAUGCAGACCUUUAUUAAACCAUAUCAAGAAGUAUUUUCAUCAAUUACUGUUCAAAAUAUUUAUCAAGAAUUAAUAUAUUCAAUCCAAUCUAUUCAACUGCCUGAUACGAGCAGCCGUUUGACAUCUCUAGCUUUCAUACAGUCUUUUGCAACUAAGUAUAGCUGCGUACAUUUAAUUGAUAAGCAUUUACGUGACAAUGCUAAUUUACAACAUAUUGAAAGCGUUGAAGAUUUUCAACUUUUAUUUGAUUUUAUUAAAAAAUCAAUACGUCUACUGAGACUGAUUAUUCAGCAUGUUAUUUUUGGUGGUGACCGCUUUUCGAAUGAACUCUACCAAUCUACACCUGAUAUUAUCGCACAUCUUGAAGUCAUUUUUCGUACAACAUUAAAAGUGAUCGAUAUUGUUGAGGGAUUUGUACACGUCGGUAUUAAGCAAUCAAAAGAAAUCUUUGAAGAAUUUCAAAGAAAACUUGAUCAAUAUUUAUCGAAUUUAUAUUUACCGUCGGCGCUUCUUUCCCGAUAUGGACUUGUUAAUUUUGUUACUCGUCUAGCCCCAUUAUUUGAUGAACAUCGAGAAAAUCGUUCAUUAACAAAUUCAGGAUCAAAUGAAUCACACUCAAGUUCGUUUGUAAAUAUAGAUCCAAUAGAAAUCCGAAAAAAGACUAUGCAAAGCAAAAUCAAUGAAAUGAUGAUAAAUUUUACUGGUUUAUUGUCACGUGCAAGUCAAUUACCUUUUCGACCUCUUCACAUUAUUCAACGUAUUCAUCGACAGUUAGAUCAGUUGAAAACAUUCGAUGUUGAUCAAGAAAAUGAAAGUAGUUUGAAAUCAUUUAUCUCUGAAGAACAAGUUUUGACUGAUCUACUUGAAAAAUUUACCCGUGAAAUCAAUCAAUAUACAACGUUUCACGUAUCACUGCCAAAUGAUCGACCUAUUCAUGAAAUUUCCAAAGCCGAACUGUCAUUGGAUUCAUCUCAAGUAAACUUAACAAAUCAUGAAUCAGAUUUAAAGAUAUUUCGUGAAAACAUUCGCAAUAGUAGCAGAGCUCAUUCAUUCAAAGCAUUGAGUGAAAUCAUUCGAUUGACGCAUGCUCAAGCGUCUAAUCAAACUUGGUUGAGAGCUUUGUGUCUGUUGACAUCAAAUGAAAAAGAUCUUCUACGAACAAUUUUAAUGCAGCUAAAUGAUGAUUUAGCCAUGCAGAUUGAGCGAGAUCCGAACAAUAUUGAGAAUGAUCGAACCUUGGCGGAUGAUGUUGCUUUAAGUUAUGCUCAAUUUCGAGUUGACCUAUUAAAUGAAGAAUCUAAUCGUGAUAUGUUGUCAAAUUAUAUUAAUGUUGCUCGUCUUUCAACCGAACUUCGGGAAUGGACAAAAAACGCCCAUUUGAAUGUGUUCAACGUAUUGGAAAAUAUCAAAAAAAUUAGCGAUGAUCUAAAUCGUGCGCAAAAUCAAAUGAAAAAUUUUCUAUCAGAUUCUAGUUGUAGUCUGCUACCUGUUGAUUUAAGACCAGAAGAUCUUAUUUGUCUUCUUCUACCCGAAAAUGCAUCGGCUAUACAAAUGAUUUGUUUGAAAUUAAAUGACAUUGACUUAUUUCUGUCGUGUCGUACUGACAAAGUCGAGCCGAUGCAUUUAUCCGUUACAUUAUCGCCGUCAGUAGCAACACACGGUCUAGCUAGUUUUGUCUAUCGUCAGCAAACAUCCAAGAUACCGUUAUUUGAUAGACAAAGACAUGUUCAAUAUGUUUUUAGUGAAACAAUCAAUGUUGUUCAGCAACUCACCAAUCUGUGUGUCGAUCCUAGAAUUCAAGAAAGUCUUUUGAUGACGGUUUGUACAAGCAUUAAAGAAUUAUUCCCUAUACAAAUAGCACUUGGAUUGGCGUUAAUGAUUUUAAUCGAUUGGUCAGCAAAUAGCCUGAAGGAUUUCAAACCUAAUCAAAAUUUACUAAGAAUUAUAACAUUAAAAGAGGACGAAAUCGAAUUGUCAAACUUGAAAGCAAAUAUUCAUCAACUUGAACAAGAAUUAAAUAGAUUAGAACAAGAUUGUGACAAGCGUCGACGUGAACGAGUAGACGCAGAACUUGACUGCCAUUUGGCGAUGACCGAAGACCAUUUUGUUGUUGAAAGCAUCGAAAGAAAAGUAAAAGAAUGUAGUGGACGAGAGAACUCGGCUGAAAUACAAAUGAAGGGAAAACAAACUGAAAUUUCAAGGGAAAAACAAAAGUUUGAAAAAGCAAUGAAUAUCUAUCAGCGCGGAUUGGAGCGAGCGCAAGAUCAGUGGAUGAAUGAUGUUCUGAAGCAUUUCUCAGCAAUCUCGGAAACGAUCAAAAAUUAUCUUGUGAAUUUAGCAAAUCGUUUGAGUUUGAAUAUUUCAACAUCAGUUGAUCUAAAUACAUUUCUUUGCAUUCCAGUAGCUAUUGCUAAGGAGUGUUUACUCGGAACAACAACAUCAAUUGUGGAUGAGAGUCAGAUUUAUAUUUUAAAGAAAGCCAUACUAGAAGAACUCGAUUUUGUUCAAGCUCAUUCAAUGGCUUUAGCUGAAACUGAUCCCAUGCACUUAUUUAUCUCAUUCUAUUGCGAUUCAAUACGCAUUUCAUUUUCAUCCUUGUUGAAUUCGACAAUAAGUUGGAAAGACUAUUGUCAAAUACUUCGAACACAACAAAUGAAAUAUUACGCGGAUGAAAAGAGAAAAGAAAGUCUAUGUCAAUUAAACUUAUGGACACGAGAGCAAUGUUCAUUAUUUCUUAAUGAAAUUCGAAUGGGAUUCAAUCAAAUUGAUAUUCUAAAACAUGCCCAAAAUAUAAGCAAACAUAAUACACAAUUUCAACAUUUGAUUCGUGAAUAUGAAAGAUUUGUUAUCUAUUUGCUCGCUGCUGGUUGUCGUUAUUUUCAAUUGCAACGUGGAAUACGUGAGCCACUUGAUGAUUUAUUAAUUGGUGUAACAGCAGACCUAGUCGAUUUCUCACAAUUUCCACAUACAGAAAUCGAUCUAUUAAAUCUGUUAGAACGAUAUGAAAGUCAAUUGAAUAGCCAUAGUGAUAUACUUUUAUUGCUUCCAUUACAUCUUACUUUUAAGUUUAAUUGUAAUCCAUUUAAUAUUUUUGAUCAAAUUGAACGUUCAAGUCAGGUUUUAGUUAAAUUUAUUCUUCCGUCAGCCUUUCUAAUCGAGCGAACAUGGUCAACAAUUGAUAAAUUAAUUGAAAGUAUUUCUCAGGCAAUAAGUGAUGAUGAAUAUCGUAUUGUCAAGGAUGUUUGUGGCGAAUUUGCUCAGCUAACAGAUGAAUCACGUCAAAUUGACGAUAAAGGCGAUUUCAUUUCUAAACAACUUCGAUCGAAUCUAUUUGAACGUUUGUCUUAUUAUAUUGAUGAUUUAUGUAAAAUUAUACUCAAAAAUCGAUCAAGCAUGAAAUUAUAUUGUGAUGAUCUCAAUCAACGAUGGCAUUUAACCAUGAAAGAGAUAUUUCGUGGUUUCAUCAAAACGCAAAAAUUUCAUAUUCAUCGGCAGCUUUCUUGGAAUCAACGUAAUUUUAAAUCCGCGACCAAUUCGCUACUCUUAUCAGAGACAAACAGUCCUCUUCGAUUGGGAAAUAUUGAAAAAAUUCUUCAACAAAAAUCUCUCGUCUUACACUCGAUCGAAUCGAAGAAAAAAGUGGAAUUGUUAAAGAAUUUUCAUUAUCUUAAAAUUCUCUAUCAGUUGAGUGUCGGUGGAAUCGAUAAUUUAGAAUCGAUCAUUAUGAAUAUGCCAAUGGAACACAUGAAGUAUAAUGUGCUAUUGAAAUUAAUGCAUUCAACACGCGAUAUUUAUGAUCGAGGUGAAAAAUUACUUCUCGAAGAAUCAUUAGUAAGCUUAUUAAAUGAUUCUCAAAAGAUUGAAGAAAGUUUUGGAUUACUUGAAAAUAUUCAUAAACAAGAAUUCAAUAUCUUCAAUGAUUUUUAUAUUUUAUCGAAAGCAACAGUAGAAAAACGUUUUCGUGAUAUAUGGAAUUCGAUUGAUUUGCAAUCGCUUGCAAAACAAGCAACAGAAGCCAAUACAAAUUGGCUGCAUGCUGGCACAAGUUUUGCCCAAUUACGCCAAAACAAGCGAACAAAAGAUGAAGCAUUUUUGAGCAAAGCUAAGCGUAAAGUGGCUAGUUUUGGACGAAAGAUGUGGUCGUUUUUUGUGUCUGAUCCUACUGAUGAUACGCAUAAUGAUAUCGAUCAUUGUUUUGCUUCUGUAGUACAUGAUACUUUGCUUUUUAUGCAAUCACAGCAGCAUGGCAUAAAUCGAAUCUUUACGGUGGCUCGUCAAGAAGAAUUAAAUAAAAUAAUCGAAUUACAUCGAAAGUAUCAAUCAGUAAUUAAUAUGUCACCACUGAAUGAACAAUUAUUUCCCGAGUCCGAAAGUAUAUUUAUUUUGCGAAUCAAUCGUAUCGAUUGGAACGUUCAACAUAUUUCAGUUUUGUUUUGGGAUUCGGAUAAAGAAAAAGUUCCUUGUCUUAUUUUACCCAUUCAAUUGAAUACUGCUCUUCGACAAGUAAACAUUGUUGUUAAAACGCACAUAACACACUUGGCUGUUUAUACUGAUUACUAUAGUGGUAGUAAAAUGAAAUGGUCCACACUCGUCGAUAAUCAAAUCCCAUAUCAUAUACAAAAUCAUAUCAAAUUGAUAUGCCAGCGAGUUUAUAACAAAAAGUGUUACACUGUGAAUGGUGUUGGAAGCGAACUUAAUCAAGCGCCUGUUCCAUUGGUCGGGGAUUUGCAAAAAGAUUUAACUGAACUAGAACAUCAACUUCUUAAUCAAUAUAAACGAACUAAAGAACAGAGUGAGUUCCUAUCAUCUUCCAUCACUCGAGCAAUCGACAAGUUGACCAUCCAUAUGAAAGAUAUUCUCACCAUAAUAUCUUACGUGACACUAAAUCCAAAUGAUUUAUCAAGUCCAACCGAUAUCUACAGACUAUUCAUGCAAUUGCCACGAAUCGAUAACUUGAAGAAAGCCUUAGAUCUACUAGAGAUCAGCGAAUUCACAUCAAUAUCACCAGUAAUACAAUACGUCAACGAUGAUGAUCCAGCGAUCGAUGUUGAUUUGCAAUAUGUUCAAACCCAUUCGAUGCAGAAAGCAUUUUACUCAAGCCGACAAUGCCUCAUAGAUGCUAGAGCUCAAAUACAUCAUUUUAUGGAUAAUUUGCAUCUAAACCGGGCACAUAUGACUUUAACUUAUGCAUGGGCCAGUGCGCGCUUGACUCAUGGAUCUCAAAAUACACAAGAAGAGUUCUCAGUUAUGCUGAAAGAAUGUGCACAACUCGAUCAGAGACCAUUCACAAGAAACAAUGAAGAAGUCGUUCGACAUCGAAUCGAAUGCCAACGAGUGGUAAACGACGCACAGCAAGUGUAUAGAACACUUAAACGAUCAUCGAACAAUUGGGCUGAAAUUAAACGUCUCGCAAGUUUAUCGUCAUUACCGAUCGAAGAUGAUCUCACCGUGGCAUUCGCUCGUUCUGAAAUGAGCCGUGAUGUUCAUCUAUGGCUGAUCAAAACAAAGAACGAUGAUGGAACAUCAACUAAUUUAGCAUGUCAUCCACAAAAAGCUAUUCUUGAUUUUGGCAUUACACUCAUAGGCAUUCAUAGACGAUUGAUACAGCGUAUAUUUAUUCAUAAUCAUACAGAUCAAGAUUUGAAUGUGAAAGUUGAUAGAAAUGUAGCAGGUGAUACUUUGUUCGAUGUGACCGGUGAAAGUCAACAAGUAAAUGCAAGUCAUAUGUGUGAAUUAGAAGUACAAUUAAGACCGCCGACCAAGAUUGGUUCAUUAGAUGAAAACUGGAAUCUUGUUAUCGAUGAUACAAUAACACUUUCGAAUGCCAUUCGAUCGACUAUUCAAAUUGUCGAAAUGGAUGUCGAAAUGCCAAUUGAUACCAUCGAUUUUGGUCUCGUGGCUUGUAGUAAUCAUCGAAUUGAGAAGACAAUCGACCUAAAAAAUGUGCUACCAUGUCCGGUACGUAUCAAAUCUCAAAUACAAGCCACUGAAACGAAUAAAAGGCAAUCUCAGUUAAUUAUUAUGAAUAAUGAACUUGAAUUACCAGAUAAUUCAGUCGUACCCUUUGGGAUUGCACUUGAACCAGCAGAUAACAUCGAGGAAGAUAUUGAUGCCGAUGUUUGUCUAGCCAUUGAUUCAGCUAAAAAUCUUAAAUGGAUCAAAGUACUUGCACAUGUUCGACGUCCUCGUCUUACAGUGAUUUAUGAAGGUCAUACUUACAACGAACAGAGCCAAUCGUAUCGCGUAGCAAUUAGUAACUUUUACAAAAACGAGAAACGUAUUAUUCCUAUCGAAUUUCGAAACGAUGGAACGAUUGAAUACACCCUUCGUCUAUCCUCACCGAAACUUACACUUACUAUAACCGAAGUCAAUCUAUCGGUAAAUACAACAAAGACAGUUCCAAUAGAAAUUCAAAUGCCAGCUGUUGCUCAUCGAGAAUUUGUGCUUGCCAUCGAUUUUAUCAAUAUUACACGUCAAUCUCAAUUGAUAAUUGAUUGUCAAACAGCUCAGCCUCAACUGGUCUAUUCAAUGCAAAAAAAUGAUAAAAAUCAGAUUAUGAAUAUAUCACAGUCAGCUCAUAUGCAGCAAAUCUGGAACAAAGAUUUACAAAUAUUAUUACCUAUCGAGCAUGAAAUAAUAUUCACAAAUGACAGUAAAGCUGCUGCUACUCUCAGCUACAAGCGACUUGUAUCAUCACAAGAUGUUCAAACAUCAUUGGUAGCUAAUUUUCGUAUGGAACCUGAUAAUCUUAUCAUUCCUCCCAAGUCCAAAGUUCCUGUACGCUUUCUCUACCAUCCUGUCGAUUUUGAAAAGUUCGAUGUUCAAGCAGAACUAUUAACAAAUACAUCUAUGGAUCCAAUGCGUAUUCCAUAUUAUGUCGAGUUUCAUACACCAAUCUUACAAACAACUCAACGCAGUUUGAUUGAUAUUGGGUUGAUACAACCGGGGAAAAUCUUCAAGAAAAGUAUUUUAACUGUAGAAAACAUUGGAAUACUAGAACUUCGCUUUGCUAUAUCUGAUCCUCUUAGAAAAAAAUCAUUUGUUAAAGUAGCUACUCUACAAGAAUCAUCAUUGAAUGUAAGACCAUCAUCAAUCAAUCGACCAUUGAAAAUUGAGCCGAAGAAGCAACGUUCAUUUGAUAUUGUAAUUGAAUGUGAUACAAUUGAAAAUAGUUCUAUGCCAGAAAUAAUUGGACUUGUUGAAUUUGAAUUAAUAAGUUUAUGUGACCCGGUGAUCGACAUCGAUGGAAAACUAGUCAAUCGUACUGUUACGAUAGUUAUUGUUGGGCACACAUUGCCUUUGCCGGACUUCGCUUUACCUCAAGAUCUCAAGCCGAGUAUUUGGUCAGAUCUUGAGUUACUACCUUCAUCUUGGCUGUAUCAAAUUUGUCAAGAACAUUCACUGCACAACUCUUACAUUCCCCUUGUAGCACUGACAGCUAUUGCUCAUGUAUGCGGAAUACAGCAAACGAAAAUCAAAUUGCCUUUGGCUGCGAAUGAAUGGGCUAUGUUCUGUACGAAUCUCAAUAGUGCUAACCAACAUACAAAUAUGAACGCAUUAACUCUUGAUAUGUUUAUGAAUGCAACAACAGCAAGCAUGGCAAUUGAUAUUCUAACCAAACUGCUAAGAUCUGCAUUGCCAAACUACCGAUCAUUCUUUCAUCAAUCGAGUCUCUUUCAUCAGUCGUUUUCCAAUAAGGAGUCUAUUCGACUUCAAUUGUUCGGUGUGAUUAAUGCAGCUGGUAACAUUGGUGAAGCCUAUACAAUGCAGAGCUAUGCAUUGAAAUUAUGGAACAUCUAUGAGCAAUGUCCAUUAGAUCAUGGAUUUCGGCAAUCGAUCGAGCUUGUUCAUCAAUGCAUUAGUAAUGAUUGUGCUAUGCCAGAGACCAUUCGUACUUUCACCAAAUUCAUUCAUCAAGCAAUACAGUUAACUGAAGUAACAGCUGUUUCACAAGAAUUGUCAAAUCUGAUUCCAUCAAGUAAUGCUUUUGGAGAGCUAAUCAAAUCCUCGAUCAAAAUAUCGGACUUUAAAUGGUUUCUGUUGUUUGCACAUAUCGAGGACAAUAUUAUAGAACUGAUGACCCGACUAGUUAAAAAGGAAUGGCAAGCGUUACUCGAAUUACACCUGAUCCUAUUCAAGCGACAACAAUCAACAAUGUCACUUCAACGAUCACUAAUUGUAGCAGUUAAAAACAUGAAUCUGCCGUGGAACUCAUUGGAUGCCAAUAUAAAAUCAGAUAUCAUUGCAUCAUUGUUUGCUGACUACACAAAACUUAUUCCCAUUCUUAUCUCUGUGUCAGACAAACAACAAUCGCGAAUGGAUGAUUUAUUAACAGUGAGUGAGGUAAUUCUUGCAUGUUCUGAGCCAUCAAUUUCAUUCGAUUCUAUUCGAAAAAUCUUCAAAGAAAUUUCCUUUAAUAAUAUUUAUCAAGCAUUAAAAACUCAUUUUGGUUCAUCAUAUACAUCGCUCGAUUAUCUUGCAUCACAAAUUCUCCGAUUUCGCGAAACACGGACGAUUGGUGGUCAGCAUAAUCCCAUGAUUGAUACGGGCAAUCAUGAAAUAUUUUGUGAUAUAAUGCGCCAGCUUAUCGGAUUUACAGUCUCUCAGUGGAGUUCUACCAGAAAAGCUAUUACCUUUGCCUAUGAUUUACUUUGUGAUCUAGGUCAACAUAAUGUCACAGUAGCUUCUACCAUUUCACAGGCUUUUCUUCUUCUGGAUGUCCUCAGUCCAAAUAAAAAAUGGUAUUCCAUCAGAAACUUACUCUUGGGUCUCAAUUCAACACCGACAUGGGAUACAGCGCUCAAAUUUAUGGAUGGUAUUGAAUGUGAUCGCAUUGUUCUUGGUCUUAUAGAAGUAUUGGCGACUGCCGAUAUCGAAGAAAUAAUGGCAGAAACGAUCUUGGAACUAUGUCGUCUUGUUUCAACCGAAACAGAACUAAGUGCGCUCAAAUCACAUGAAUCUGCCAUUAGUCAGCUAUCUGUCAAUAAUUCAAUAGUCGAAUUGUUCGAAAAAGUCCAAUUUCAUAGCCCUCCAACAAUGCAAGAAAAAAUCCAUGCCUAUCUAACUUUGCUGCGUCUAUCAUCGCAUUCUGCACUGGACGUAGAAAGUCAACAUAUCUUAUUCGAUAAUCUAGUUACAUCAUGGUUAACACUGUUCAAUAUUACUUGUGUGAAUUCUCAACAAGUAUUCACAGUUAUCUCGUCUAUCUUAACUUCAUUUCAUGGUCUAAUAUACACCAAAGAUAUUCCAUUAGCUCAGCAACUCUAUACAACAGCAUUAACAUCAGCACUUUGCCGUCUCGCCAAUUUUCGCCAACAUAAUCGUGCAUUAAACUUCGUCAAGCCGUUAACUGUGCCUACAAGCAAUUUACCUUCUAUUCUCAUUACAAUACGUGAAACUCUCGCUAAACGUACUUGUGAUGAAAAGAUUCCACCGUUGACUGUUCAACAAACAGCACCAAAGCCAAUACUUACGAGGAUGACAUCAAUUGAAUGUCCUUAUUCGGAAGCGACACUCACACAAAUGGAAACAUCAGUACUGAACUACAUUAAGAAUGUUUCUCGACCGCCAGCAAUUUUUCUUGAAUCUGAUACAAUUCGUCAUAUUGUCGACACAGCACUGAACACUCGGGCACAUGUUAAUCAAUGGUAUGCUACAUUUACUACUCUAAAUGUUCUUGUACAUUAUCGAUCAAAUCCUACUGAUUUGCAACGAAUCAGAGCUGCUCAUGACAUUGUUCAAUAUGGUAUUCAGCUGCUUCGUGAUCUUAUUAUUGCAAGAAAAGUUCUUGAGCCUACCUUCGCUCGUAUCGGUAUUCAAUUCUUGACGAAAGAACUAAUGCAACUCGAGAAAUGUUUACUCUCAUUGGCUCUCGAGAAAUAUCCAAACAUGCGACAUGCUUUGCGUCAAUUGAAUAUUGAUGUCAGUCGAAUUAAAGUUGAUUUCAAACCUCCUUCGGCUUCUGUUGCGCCUAAAGGUCGGUCUUCAAAUAAACCUAGAUUUGAGAUCCUUUCAGGAAUAACGGAUAUGCCCGAACCUACACAGCAGACAAGUGGAUUAACAUCGGUGACAAACACCGAUGAUGAUACACCGUUGUCAUUCGAUGAUUGGGAAAAUGCAACUGGAGCACAGAGUGAUCAACAGAUAGAAGAUGCUUUGAAAUUGGAAAAGAAGAGAAAAGAGAUGAAAUCGAAAAAAAUGAGCAAACUAACUUCGAAUCAAGGUCUUCGAGCAAAUGUCCAGAAUUUAGCAAGUGGUAUGUUAAAUCAAAAUACGAAUACGAUGAAAGCUAUACCUGCCAGCGGUGGAGCCGCUCAGAGUGACAUUAUUCCGAUGGAUGCAAGUGAUAAUCAAGAGAUAAAUAUUGAUUUAGGAAUGAAAGCUAUGCAAGAACAUUUGCAAAAACAACCGAAUCUAAUAGAAAUGUACGAAAAAAUAAAUGCUAAAGCUGCUUCGAUUGUACCCGAUGGGAAACUUGAUAAUCGAUCACUUCUUAAACCAUCGAGUCAACAUGAGCGGUGGACUUAUCAAUUGGUUGUUGAGAUUCCGGCAAUUAAUCACAUGAUCGAUCUCAUAGUGAAAGAGUUCCGUUCGUAUUGGGAAAAGCUUGAUCUAGCUGAAGAACAUCAAAUUCAUUGGUGUAUUAUGAUCGAUAAUUCGGGUUCGAUGAGUUUGCAUCGAAAUUCUAUUUAUGAAGCACUUGUCAUCAUUAUGGAAUUAUUGCGUAAGCUCGAAAGUAAAUUUGCUGUUGCACGAUUUGGCACGCGAACUAACCAGAAAAUCUUAAAAAAUCUUGAUGAUCUCUUCACGAAUCAAGAUGGACAAUAUGUUCUUGAAGCAUUAACUUUUGAUGAAGGAACAUAUCCUGCUACAGGACUGGCACGUAUCGCUAAUAAAAUAUUUCCAGUAGAAGAAACACAAAGACCGUCAGAAUCUAUUAUUCAUCGCCUUGUUUUGAUGAUUACCGAUGGUUUAACACAAGAACGCGAUGAUCAAAGUUAUUCGGAAACAAUCAAUAGAAAUAAAAUCAAUCUUGGUUUCAUGUUCAUUGAAACAGCUGAUCAAAGUAGCAGUCAAGUUCUACUUCGACGUUUAAAGCAAGCUCAAAGUUGCAUUCUCAAAGCAAAUAAUAUUUCUGAACUUCCAUAUAAGAUACCUCAACUUAUGCAUGAUAUGGUAAAGGCUUGUCUGGCCAAAGUAUCUUCAUCAGCAUUACCACCGGCAACACCAUAUCCAGUGAUCCAAAUCAAAGUGCCAUGUGUUAAUUCAAAUAUACUGAUUGAAGAAAUUCUUGCUACAAAAGAAAAAUAUACAGCAAUCAAUCAAACUUCGUAUACAAUCAGCAGUCCAACAACUAGCAUCCCAAGAUUGACCCAAAUUCGUUCACAAUUAUCAACUUAUUUAUCACAAGCACAUGAAUACACUGAUUAUGGAUCGCGAGCUAUGGAUGCACUUCGCCAAUAUUAUCAUUCGCUCAAACCAACAUCUAUGAUGCAAGAGAUAGAGAAAAAAUGGAUAAGCUAUGAAUAUGAGUUUUCAGGUCUAGUCGAUGAUCUAUCGGCUGUACUUGGUGACAUAGUCUUUCCGUUUAACAAAUUUACGCGCCGUCGAGCAGCACUACGUGGCUCAUCUCUGUAUUUGCCUGGUGUGAUCAAAGCAAUGACUACUGAGUGGACGUAUAAGAAAAUUUUUAGUGCUAAAUUAGCCGGUGGCAAACGAGAUCAUGCAAUUUGUCUUGUUUUAGAUGUGUCGACUUCUAUGUUCGGCACGUUGAGUAUUGGUAUGAUCAAAACAAUUGUCGUCUUUACUGCUGCGCUACGAAAACUUAGUUUGGAAAAUUUCGGUAUUAUUGUUUUUGGUAGAGAUGUGCGCUUAAUUAAAACCAAUGAACAGCCUUGGGAUGCAGCUUGCAUUUACACACUCAUGCAGCAACUACGUUUCGAUCGAGAUGAUGAUACUAAAGAUGCAGAUGCUCUUGAGGCUGCUAUCGAUCUUCUUAUUCAAUGUCCGACACGAGGUGAAAAGAAGAUUUUUAUUCUAACUGAUGGUUAUAGCAAUUGUGGCAAUCGUCUGUCUAUGAUACAACAACGUGCUGAAGAUCAUAACAUUGAUCUUAUUGCAAUGGCUAUAGGUACCGAUCAAACCAAUUUAAAGUCUACGUAUAAACGAUAUUUACAAUGUGCUGCACCAUAUGGUUUACCUAAAGCUUUGAGAUCUUUAUUCGAACAAGAAACUCAAUUAUUUUCACUCGAAUGGCCACAAAAAACGAACGAAGAUGAAGAUAUAGAUAACGAUGAAAACAGUGACACACCGAAAAAGACCCUCUUUGAUGGCAUUAAAUCGAAUAAAGUCUUUGGAGAAAUGAUACAAGAUUUGGCUGGUGAACGCGAGAAAAUAUUAAUUAAUAGUGGUCAUCCACCAUCUAAUAUAACAGUUGAUAUUUGUUUCUGUCUCGAUUGUACUGGAAGUAUGUCACGAUGGUUAUCAGCAGCUAAAGGACAAAUGAAAAUAAUUAUCGAAGACAUCACCAAAUUGAUUGAAAAAGAAUAUCCAUCGCUUAAAUUAAAAUUGCGCUUUGCCAUCGUGGGCUAUCGUGAUAUCAGUGAUAGACCACAAUUCUUUGUUCAGGACUUCACUGAUGAAGCAACUAAAAUAAUUAAUUUCCUCAAUGGAUUAACAGCAAGUGGUGGUGGUGACAUACCUGAAGAUGUUCUUGGUGCACUUAAUCAGUGUUUAACCUUGACAUGGAGUAACACGAAUGCUCGCUUCAUCGUUCUCAUUACUGAUGCACCGGGCCAUGGACCGGAACUAAAUGAAAAUUUAACUAUAGAUCAGCAUGCUCAGGGAGUACCAACACACACAGUGAGCACCAUCUGUGCCGGUCUUCUGAAGAAAGAUGCAGAAAUCGAUCUUAUUUUUUGUCGUAUCAAACCAAAUGCAACAGCUAAAAUGGAAAAAGCUUUUGCUUCCUAUUACGAUGCUCAAAAGGACGAGACAGGCAAACAAUUUACUAAGAUUAAGCUAUUUGAUGAUGAAGAACAAGAGGCACAAUCAUUUCAUUUUGUCUUUGUACUUGAUGAAUCAGGCUCCAUGACUGGUGAAUGGAACGCCUUGCAAUCUGCCUAUAACGCAUUUUUAAACAGACGUAAUGAUGAUCAAGGUGCAGGAGAUUAUUUCACUGUCGUUCAGUUCGAUUCCACCGCUCGCAUUAUUUGUCAACAGCAACAACUUGCUAAUACGCCCCGCUUGCUAUCUAUGAAAGGUGGCGGUACAAAUUAUUUUCAAGGUCUAGAGAUAGCCAAACAAGCAAUAGCUAAUGAUCAAACAAAAUCCUCGGUCGUCAUGAUUUUCAUGUCAGAUGGCGGGGAUGGCAGCGGUAAAGAUUGUGUAGCAAUCAUACGACAACUUAAACAACAAUAUGGAGUAAAUCACAACUUUGUAUGUCAUACGGUCGGCUUUGGCUCUGGAAUAUCUCAAGGAAGUUCAGCAGCACAGUUGCUGACUAAUAUGGCAGCAGCCAGUGGUGGUCGAACAUAUUCAGCACAGACAGGCAAUGAUCUUAAAACUGUAUUCAAUCAUAUCGCUGCUAACAGUACAACAAGUGAUGCACUCGUCGAGCGUUUCUCGGAAAUUCUAGCACGAGAGAUCAGCGUCAAAAUAAUGGUUGAUUAUCUUUAA
Rotaria socialis is the source of this 25539-nucleotide messenger RNA. The record is from the annotation of a GenBank genome assembly. NCBI's taxonomy places the organism in Eukaryota, Metazoa, Rotifera, Eurotatoria, Philodinida, Philodinidae.